This is a messenger RNA of Epinephelus moara (kelp grouper), 2828 nucleotides long. It is a transcript of the gene fpgt, whose product is annotated as fucose-1-phosphate guanylyltransferase. Bases 91 to 1830 code for a protein of 579 amino acids. The transcript has 4 exons. Gene Ontology annotation, molecular function: transferase activity, transferring phosphorus-containing groups. The record is from RefSeq and is a predicted model, not a curated record. Lineage: Eukaryota; Metazoa; Chordata; Actinopteri; Perciformes; Serranidae.
UCACGUGACGGAACCCGGAAGUGAGAGACGGUUUGAAAGAGUAGGGUUUGCAGCUUCUAACUUGUAUAGUGAGCAUAUUUAAUCGACAGUAUGAGUCAGGAAUAUAUGAUAAAGCUACAAACUGCAACGAGAGAAAAGCUGAGAAGAUUUAACUCCCUGCGCGCUCGAGAGGUGCAGCCCGGUGAGUUUUGGGACGUGGUGGUUGUGACCGCGGUGGAUGUGAGUCAGAAAGAAGCGUAUGAGCUGCAGAUCAGAGGCAAAGUUGACCGGAAGGAGCUUCCCCUCGGAGUUCACUACAAGGUCCUCUCAGAUCCGCCCGGACCUAAAAUAGGGAACGGUGGCUCCACUCUACACGCGCUGCAGCAGCUGAGUGACAUCUAUGAGAAGACUCUGAGCAGGCUGAGAGUCAUCCUCAUCCAUGCAGGAGGCUUGAGUCAGCGUCUGCCCAGCGCCAGCGCCCUGGGGAAGAUCUUCACCGCCGUGCCGCUGGGCGACCCUCUCUACCAGAUGCUGGAGCUCAAACUGGCCUUGUACGUGGAUUUCCCGUCGCAGAUGAAGCCUGGCGUACUGGUGACCUGUGCAGACGACAUAGAGCUCUACAGUACUGCAGAGCAUGAGAGUGUUACGUUUGACAAACCUGGCUUCACAGCUUUAGCCCACCCCUCCCCGCUGUCUAUUGGGACGACCCACGGAGUGUUUGUGUUGGAUUCAAAAGAAAAGUCUCCCUCCUCUGAAAUGGAGAACACUUCCUGCCUACGCUUCCUGCACAAGCCGAGCAUCAGUGAGAUGCGAGGCAGAGGAGCUGUGUGUAAAAGGCAGAGUGGUUGUUUUUCUCUUUCUGACACUGAGUUUGUCUACACGGACAGCACCUAUUAUAUCGACUUUGAUACUGCAAAGUCUCUUCUUAAACUGCUGAAGGAGUUGGGGCCUUUGGACUGCGAGGUAGACGCAUACGGGGACUUCCUCCAGGCACUGGGCCCUAAAGCUACGAUCGAUUACACCAGCAACACUGCGAAUGUCACCAAAGAGGAGAGCAAUCUGGUGGAAAUCCGCCAAAAGAUCUUCCAUCACCUAAAAGGAACUCCUUUGAAUGUUAUUCUCCUGAACAACUCUAAGUUUUAUCACAUUGGCACCACAUCAGAGUACCUCUUUCACCUCACUGAGGACGUGACGCUGAGGAGUGAGCUUGGCCUCCUGUCAUCUGCCUUCAGCGUCCACAUGAAUGAAAACUCCUCAGGAUGCUGUGUCAUGUACAGCGUCCUCAAUCCUAGUUGCUCUGUGGGAGCUGGAUCAGUGGUGGAGUACUCUAGACUGGGAGCAGGAGCUUCUGUAGGUUGUGGCUCCAUCGUCAGCAGCUGCUGGGUCAGUGCAGGCCUCUCGGUGCCUGAUGGAGUCUUCAUGCAUUCACUGUGUGUGAAUCACAAACACCAAACCAGGUUUGUAACCGUUGUUUUUGGGAUCAAUGACAACUUAAAGCGCAGCGUUGAAUCCCCUGCGUACAUGGAAGAGCUGACGCUUUUUGGUUUGAGCCUGGCUGAGUGUCUGUCCCACUGGGGGCUGAAAAAUGAAGUCCUGAGGUUCUCCGGUGAUGCGUCCAGCUGUAGUUUGUGGAACGCUUGUUCGUUUCCUAUUUGCUCCGAUCUACAAAGCUCGUUCUCCAUGUCUCUGGAGAUGCUGCAGGCUGCACUGAGUGGCUCUACGUUCACUUUACCCAAAGACACAAAGCUGAUGUCUAUGCAAGAGGCCCUACAGUGUAAGAACCUGGAGGAGAUGUUGAAGUUCAGGAAGGGACUAUAUGAAGACAUCACACAGAAGAGACCCAACAACUGAGAUUAUGUGUCACCUUAAGUACGAGAUAACAUUGAUUUUUCCUUGAAUAAUUGAUGUGUGAUCAUUCAAAGAUCAAAUAAUGUCAGGACCAGGGGCGGAUUGUCAGACAAUGGGUGCCUUGGCACAGAUAUGCAAAAGCCCCGCCUUCAUAGGGGCAAGAUGCAAAGACCUCAUUUUGUGUAACUGUUUCGCAUCUCUUUGUAGUUGUAAAGCAUCUUUGUGGCUUUGUGUCUCUUUAUUGUCAUUUUGUUUUUUUGCCCCUUUUGUAGUUACUGUAAAACUUUUACUAGCCUGGUGCUACACAUUUUGACAAAUAAAGGCCUGUCUCAAUUAGACAUCUGAUCUGGUUGCCAAGCAUUCAUUCAUUUUCUGUCACCGCUUAUCCUGUUGGGGGUCGCGGGGGGGCUGGAGCCUAUCCCAGCUGACAUUGGGCGAGAGGCGGGGUGCACCCUAGACAAGUCACCAGACUAUCACAGGGCUGACACAUAGAGACAGACAACCAUUCACAGUCACACUCACACCUACGGGCAAUUUAGAGUCACCAAUUAACCUGCAUGUCUUUGGACUGCGGAGGAAGCUGGAGUACCCGGAGAAAACCCACGCUGACACAGGGGGAACAUGCAAAUUACAUACCAGAAAACCUCAUGCUGUGAGGCGACAAACUGUGAGGCUGGUGAAGCUAACCACUGCUCCACCGUGCCGCCUUGAUCGCCAACUAGUUCAUCUUUAUUGUUCUUUGGAUAUAUAAAACAGGUUGUUGGCUACUCACUUAAGCUAUUCCUGGUCAGUACAUGGCAAUUUGAGUGACAUAUUGCAGUUGAGGACGAGGGGGCUCCCCUUACACUUUAGGCCCCUGGGUCUGUGCCCAGAAGGUCCAUGAUCAGGACUAUGAGUUUUUGUCAUUUGAUUUAUUGUGGUAUAACAUUUCAUUAAGCUCAUCCUUGAUUUUUUAAAAGUUCUGUAAGUUUUUUAAUUGUAAAUAAAACAUUUUGGUGUCU